Molecule: messenger RNA, 855 nt
Organism: Echinostoma caproni
Lineage: Eukaryota; Metazoa; Platyhelminthes; Trematoda; Plagiorchiida; Echinostomatidae
Source: the annotation of a GenBank genome assembly
AUGCGCAGUAGGAUAUUCCCCAGUUCGCAUUUUUGGUUAGAUGAGAUGACGAUUCGAGCCCAAACAAACUACGAGGAUUCACGGAACGACAGGGCAUUCGGGGCGAUGCGUAGUUUAAUGCGCAGAAGGAAUUCAUGGAAGAGCAAAGAACCAUUGCCAAACAGGUUCUUGGAUCGAUACGAGCAACUUGGUGGUGAUCGAAGUUUGAACGAGGCCCAGAGUAAACUGGGCAAAAUGCAACAAGAUCUGAACAACGCGGAACCAAACAAAUCGGUGAUUAGUCUGCGGAGCCAGCAAGGUCUCCUACUCCGCUCCUCCUCACCGGUGCGGUACUUUAGCAUGACCAUGUCACAUUGUUUUGGUCUGUCUAUUGAUUCACAAACUAAACCGGUUUAUGUGGUCCUUUGUCUAGCCGACGCAUUUUCCACCGUGUACGGUGCCACUUUCCUUCCCCCACCCCAUAUUUCUGCCUGGCUGUCCGCUUAUCGGUCUGUCUAUCAAGUAGUGUUCUAUGGCGAAGCUGUUCUGAAGAAAUUUAUCAAAAACAGAACGGAUGACUUUGAUUCCGAUGGGUCAUUCGACUCGGAACCCGAGGGCGCUGUCGAUGUCAAUGAUGGUUUGGCCUCUGCGGAACAGCCCACUGCGAACUCACCCAGCUCAUCGUUUGUGGGCUAUGCAAAGGUGAAAUAUGAAUAUGAAGGCAAUGGAUCCACAUAUUUGGCCGCCAAACCAGGUGAAAUGUUUUACGUGCGAGAAUUGGAUUCAUCCAAUUCCGGCUGGACCUCUGUCGUUUCACAGGAUGGCACACGGCAUGGCUUCGUUCCGACUAGUUUUAUUGAUGUCACAUUGUACUAG